Molecule: messenger RNA, 2536 nt
Organism: Doryrhamphus excisus (bluestripe pipefish)
Lineage: Eukaryota; Metazoa; Chordata; Actinopteri; Syngnathiformes; Syngnathidae
Source: RefSeq, a predicted model, not a curated record
UCAGGCGGAGACCUUGAUAACGUAAUGGUGUAAAAAGCGGCGGAUAUCAGCAUUGAUCAUAACCAUAUUGCUUUCUUUUAUAUGGUUUAGAUUUUAAAAUAUUUACUCAUUUUGAAGACAUUUUGGUGGAAUGGAGAACAAAAGAUUUUCGUCUUGCAGCUACGGCCUCGCGUUUCUUUUCCUUUUCCUCCACACCGUCAAUGGAGACCUGAGCUACUCUAUCCCGGAGGAGAUGAAACGUGGAUCUGUAAUUGGGAAUAUCGCCAAGGAUUUGGGCCUUGAUUUGGGCCAGUUAUCUGCCCGUAAAGCACGCAUUGAUCCUGAGGAUAACAACGUUCAGCACUGCGGCAUCAACCUCAACACCGGUGACGUGGUUGUUCAGGAGAGGAUUGACAGAGAAGGGCUUUGUGGCAAAAAGGCUUCGUGUGUUCUGAAACAAGAACUUGUACUAGAAAAUCCAUUAGAGCUGCACCGUAUUAAUAUUCGUGUUUUAGAUAUUAAUGAUAAUUCACCAGUGUUCAAGGAAGGAUCCCUAAAAUUUGAAAUUCUGGAAAUAGCAGUAAGAGGAGCUCGUUUUCCUCUAAGAGAAGCCCAUGAUGCAGACAUUGGUGAAAACGCUGUUCAAAGCUACACUUUACAGCAGAACGAUCAUUUCAAAUUAAAUGUAAACACUAAACCAGGUGGACGGAAGUACUGUGAAUUGGUCUUAGAUAAAGAAUUAGAUAGAGAAGAUAAAAAAGACAUCAUGCUCUCGUUGACUGCAUAUGAUGGUGGUUCUCCUCAGAGAUCAGGUACAGUAGUCAUACACGUCACUGUGCUGGAUGCUAAUGAUAAUGUACCAGUGUUUAGUCAGACCGUCUAUAAAGCCAGUCUGCCUGAAAACUCUCCUCUUGAUACCUUGGUGAUCACAGUGAGUGCAAGCGAUGCAGAUGAAGGCUUAAAUAGUGAAAUUACAUAUGCAUUUGAUCAUGUUUCUGAUGACAAUAGUAAUGUAUUUACAUUACAUCCUAAAACUGGAGACGUCAGAGUGGCUGGUGUUGUUGAUUAUGAGAAAAUGUCAACAUAUGAAAUGCAAAUAAGCGCGAUAGAUGGCCUUGGAUUGAUUUCAUACUGUUCUUUGAUUAUUGAAGUUACUGACACAAAUGACAACACGCCAGUUAUACAACUAAAGUCACUGUCUAAUCCAGUACCAGAGAAUGUACCACUCGGUACUGAGGUGGGCAUCAUUAAUGUACAGGACAGAGACUCUGAGAAGAACGGACAGGUCCGCUGCUCCAUUCAACAAAACGUCCCCUUCAAGUUAGUUCCUUCUAUUAAAAACUAUUAUUCUCUGGUGACUACUGGACAACUGGACCGUGAACUAGUGUCUGAUUACAACAUUACAAUCAGUGCUACUGAUGAGGGCUCUCCUCCUCUGUCCUCCUCUAAAAUGAUCCACUUAUCUGUAGCAGACAUCAACGACAACCCACCUGUGUUUGAGGAACAGUCCUACAGUGCAUAUGUGAGUGAAAAUAACAAAGCCGGCUCCACUUUAUGUUCCGUUAGUGCUCAAGACCCCGACUGGAGACAGAACGGUACCGUGAUUUAUUCUCUGUUAGCCGCCGAGGUGAACGGUGCCCCGGUGUCUUCCUAUGUUUCCGUUAAUGGAGACACUGGAGUGAUCCAUGCUGUCAGGUCUUUGGAUUACGAACACCUGAGGAGCUUUAGAGUCCACGUCAUGGCCAGAGACAAUGGUUCUCCUCCUCUCAGCAGCAACGUGAGCGUCAGUGUGUUCAUAUCGGAUGUGAACGACAACUCUCCUCAGAUACUGUACCCCUCCCCGGAGGGCAACUCCUUCAUGACCGAGCUGGUCCCCAAAGCUGCACACGGAGGCUCUGUGGUGUCCAAAGUGAUAGCGGUGGAUGCAGACUCCGGACAGAACGCCUGGCUGUCCUAUCAUAUAGUCAAGUCCACGGAUCCGGGACUUUUCACCAUCGGUCUCCACAGUGGAGAGAUCAGGACCCAGCGGGACAUUUCUGAAUCUGACAGCAUGAAACAGAACCUGAUUGUGGCAGUGAAAGAUAACGGACAGCCCCCUCUCUCUGCCACCUGCUCCAUGUAUUUACUUAUUUCUGAUAACUUGGCUGAGGUGCCAGAACUGAAGGACAUUUCUUACGAUGAGAAGAAUUCCAAACUGACGUCUUAUCUGAUCAUCGCGCUGGUGUCUGUGUCCACCUUCUUUCUGACCUUCAUCAUCGUCGUCCUGGGUGUGAGGUUCUGUCGCAGGAGAAAGCCCAGACUGUUGUUUGAUGGAGCAGUUGCCAUCCCCAGCGCGUAUCUCCCUCCUAAUUACGCAGAUGUUGACGGCACAGGAACUUUACGCAGCAGCUACAACUAUGACGCCUACUUGACAACAGGUUCUAGAACCAGUGACUUUAAGUUUGUGUCUUCUUACAAUGACAACACACUGCCUGCUGACCAGACUCUGAGGAAGAGUCCUUCUGACUUUGUUGAUGAGCUUCAUGAUUCCUUCGACCCCCUGGAGGUAGGCAUUUGA